AUGCCUGAAGGUCUUCCUAACCCAGAUCACAAGGUUUGCAAGCUUGUUAAGUCAUUAUAUGGCUUAAAACAAGCUAGUAGGCAGUGGUUUGCAAGACUCACUGCAGAACUUACUCUUCAAGGCUUUAUACAAAGCAAAAAUGAUUACUCCUUGUUCAUUAACAAAUCUGGGAUUGAUAUGUGCAUUGCUGCUGUCUAUGUGGAUGAUAUAAUUCUCACCGGCCCCAAUCUUCCUCUUAUUCUUAGCCUCAAAGCUCACCUACAUACUGCUUUCAGCAUCAAGGAUCUGGGUCCCCUCAGUUAUUUCCUUGGCUUAGAAGUCACUAGGUUGUCUAAUGGCAUCAUUCUCAGUCAAAGAAAGUUCACUAAAGAAUUACUAGCAGAGUGUGAACUUGAUACUUCUAAACCUGCAAAGACACCUCUUCCUCUCAAUUUGCAACUUUUGGCUGACUCAGGUGAUUUCUAUGCUGAUCCUAGCCACUACAGAUGUUUAGUUGGCAAGCUAAACUUCCUGACUCAUACCAGGCCAGAUAUUUCUUAUGGUGUCCAAACACUCAGUCAAUUUCUGCAAGCUCCCAGAACUCCUCAUCUGAAAGCUCUACAUCAUCUUCUUAGAUAUGUAGCAGGUUCUGUUGGCCAGGGCAUUUUAUUACAAGCUUCUCCUCAGCUUACUUUGCAAGGGUAUUCUGAUUCAGAUUGGGGUGCAUGUCCCAACACCAGAAGAUCAGUGACUGGCUAUUUGAUGCUCUUGGGCAAAAGUCCUAUCUCUUGGAAAUCUAAAAAGCAGUCCACUGUCUCAAAAUCAUCUUCUGAGGCUGAAUAUAGAGCCUUAGCUGCUGCUGCUUCAGAAAUUACUUGGCUAGUGAGACUUCUUACUGAGCUUGGUGUUGAUAAUUUGAAUCCUGUUAAGCUUUGCUGUGACAACCAAUCUGCCAUUCAUUUGGGUAAGAAUCCUGUUCAGCAUGAAAGGACCAAGCACAUUGAGCUUGAUGCUCAUUUCACUCGAGACAAAGUGUUGGAAGGAUUACUUGAGCUUAGUUACAUUCCUACUGGAGAACAACUUGCUGAUCUUCUCACCAAGACUCUCCCUUCUCCUCAGUUAUCUAAGCUAAUGUCCAAUCUAGGUGUGUCUCCUGCUGAAUCCACCCCUAGCUUGAGGGGGGAUAUUGAAGUAUCUCCUGCUAUUGGUCCAGCUCAGCAAGUUUAG
Beta vulgaris subsp. vulgaris (sugar beet) is the source of this 1206-nucleotide messenger RNA. RefSeq lists its product as uncharacterized. Lineage: Eukaryota; Viridiplantae; Streptophyta; Magnoliopsida; Caryophyllales; Amaranthaceae. The transcript has a single exon. The coding region runs from base 1 to 1206 and encodes 401 amino acids. The record is from RefSeq and is a predicted model, not a curated record.